Molecule: messenger RNA, 2331 nt
Organism: Scutellospora calospora
Lineage: Eukaryota; Fungi; Glomeromycota; Glomeromycetes; Diversisporales; Gigasporaceae
Source: the annotation of a GenBank genome assembly
AUGUAUAAAAAAAGUGAAUGGAAAAAGUUCUUUAAAGAAAAAAAUAUUCCUAAAACUGAUGAAAGUAAAUGGUUUUUUUCUGGUCUCAAUAUUGAUCAAUGCAAAAUCGCAAUAGAUAAUGGAUGGAAUAAUUAUCAAAUAAUAAAUAAAUGUGUAAAAUAUCGUGAAUUUAAAAAAAUUAAUGUUUUAGAAGUUAAAAAAUCUGAAUUAGAUACAUCAUUAGAUAUACUUGAAAAUAUUCUAAAUGAUAAUAAAACUACAUUUAAAUCAUUACCUGAAAAUUAUGAAAAGGAUAAAAUAGAUAAUUUAAAUGAUAAUUUUUUACCACGUGGUGCAAAAAAAAAUGAUCUUUUAAAAGCAAUAAUAGAAAAAAGAAAUACUUUUAGAUACAGAAUCAAUGAACCCAAUAAUGAAUUUGAUAAUGAUAGUCUGGAUCCAAACGAAUAUCAAAAAAUAUUAAAAUCAAUUAAUGAAACUCAAGAAGUAAUUUUUGAUAAAUGGAAAAAUAAAGUUACAUCUGAAUUCCUUAAUGAAUUUUUAGGAAAUUUCUUAAAAAGAAAAGGUGAUGAAAAUCUUGAAGAAAAAAAUCUCGAUAAAUGGUUGAAAGGAGAAGAUCCUGGACCUAUCAGUGAACAUAAAUUAAUGGGGUACACAUUAAAAGAUAAACCAAAACAUAAAAUAAGAGUAGCUGAGAUAAAAAAUAAUAAAUUUACUGGAAAUAUCAAUGAAGAAAUCUUAAAAAAUGGAAUAGAUGGUUCUAAUGUUAUAGAAGAAGAAAAAAAACUUGAUAAAACAUUAGCUGGAGCAUAUUUACUAUCUUAUGUUUUCAACCUUAUAGAUUUUGAUCCAGAAAAAUUAAAAAAUGAUGAUGGUAGUUACAAUUCCAACUAUUUUGCUAAAGUAAAAGACAGUAAUGAAGGUAAAAUACCUGAUGUAGAUGGUCCUGGAAUCUUGCCUAUAUUAACUGGUGGUGGUAAAACAACUAAAUUAGUAAGAUAUUUAUUAACAUGUAUAUUUCCUGGAAAACAUAUUAUCUUGAUUACACCUAAUGAAGAAUUAGCCGCAGAUGCUGAAAAUCAUCACAACACUUGGUUACAAUAUGCUAGUGGUGUUCCUUAUAAAUGCGUUAUUCACAGAAAAGAAGAAGAAUUACCUUAUAUAGUUAAAAAUGGUGAACUCGCUUCAUGGAUAAAUGGAAACAAAGGAGACAAAAAAGAAUCAAGUGGUGAAGAUGGAAAAUCGACAUUAUCUAUAUUACAAUUACAUCAUCUAGUUAGAUACAUAGCAUAUGGUAAAGUAAAAAUCAAAGAAUUAAAAGACACUAAAAAAAUUCAUGAAAAUUUUGAUAAUAUAUUAAUCGAUAUCAAAGAAAAAUUGAUCGAUAAAGAAAAUACCAUAAUCAUCUUUGACGAAGCUCAUUUUCCAAAUACAAGUUAUCAAGUUGUACAACCACUAAUAAUUAGAAUGGGUUAUAAUGUUUUAUUAAUGAGUGCAACAUUUCCCAAAAAAAACUUUUCUAUAUCUACAUCAAAACCUAGAGAUGUUUAUUCAUUAACUAAAUUUGAUAAUCAAACCGAUUGGGAAAAUGAAAAAACACAAAUAUUUUUCAGAACAACUGCAAAUGAAUAUCCUAGAAAAACGACCGGUGAAGAAGAUAAAGAUGCUGAACCAUUACUAAAAUCAGGAUUAACACCAAAACAAUUUGAAAUGUUGGAAAAAAGUGAUAUACCAUUUGUAAUAUUCGAUAGCUCAAAUUCUUCUGCAGUAACUGGUAUCACUGAAGGGAUGCCACCUGGUUCUCUUUUCAUAGCAAAUGUAAACCAUGAAAUGGGUUUUAGUCCCGCUAUCAAUAACGUAAUAUUAACUGGUCAAACACAAUUACAAAAAUUAGGAAAAGAAUCUGGUGCAGGUAGAUGGAUUUAUGAUAAACCUAAAAUUCAAUUCUUAUCAGUUGCUAGUAUGAUUCAACAAAUUGGUCGUGUUGGUUGUCUCACACCUGGAAAAGCUUUCUUGACAACACAAAAAUUAAAAGAAUUAACACCUCCUAAAGAUAUAGUAUAUCAUAUAAUAAGUGGAAUAAUGCUCCCUGCAAGUGAAGAACCAAUGAAAGAAUUGAAUUCACGAGGUUAUCCAUUUACAGCAUCAACUACAGAUCACAAAUAUCAAAAUUUACUAUGGGCAUCCAUAGCACUUCCUUACAAAAAAAAUCGUCCUAUGGAAGCUGUGAUGAUUGGCAUGAAAGCAAACCCUAAAGUAACUGUUAGCAAAAGAGAAUUUUGUCUAACGUAUGAAAAUUUACCUGAACCAAAUGUAAAAGAUGAUAAUCUUUGA